Molecule: messenger RNA, 682 nt
Organism: Pocillopora verrucosa
Lineage: Eukaryota; Metazoa; Cnidaria; Anthozoa; Scleractinia; Pocilloporidae
Product: transmembrane protein 229B-like
Source: RefSeq, a predicted model, not a curated record
CGACAAGCACCGCCGGUUGUUCGCAAAAUUGCUUGCUGUUCAAAUUGAGGUAUUACCUCUCACACAGGUAAUUUUUUUCUCUUCGUGAGUACAUCAUGGCUGUAAACCCUUGGUUUCGGCUGCUUAUAUACGGCAUGCUUGGAUUUGCUUAUGAAAUAGUCUUCACUUCAUUGUUUGACUUUGUGGCUUCCAAUUUCACCGACUUCAAGUUCAAAGGAUACUCUUCCAUUUGGUCCUUCUUUAUUUAUGGCACCUGUAGUUUUUGCGGUGAACAAGUAUACGUCCACAUAAGAAAUCGUUUAUCGGUAUUUUGGCGCGGCUUAAUUUGGGUUCAAAUGGCUUACACGUGGGAAUUUUUUGGUGGCCUCGUCCUCAAUCAAUUUUCCGCGCGUACCUGGGACUACAGCCAUUACAAGUAUGACAUCAUGGGGCUGAUCGCGCUCGAAUACGCGCCACUUUGGUUUUUCAGUGGUUUGCUUCAAGAAUUUUUCUACGAAUAUUUGUUGAGCUUGUCUUUACUGCCUUCUGCUGAGAGCAAAGAAGGGAUCGAGAAAAAAUCGAGUCAAGAAAUGAAUGGAAACUUGAAGAUAGACUGAGGGCCAAAGGGAAGGAUUUUGGACUGAAUAAGCCACUAACUUCUGGAAUAAAGUUCAAUAAGUAAAAAAAAAAAAAAAAAAAAAAA